AUGAGAGAAAUCCUUCACAUCCAAGGAGGCCAGUGCGGAAACCAGAUCGGUGCCAAGUUCUGGGAAGUUAUCUGCGGCGAGCACGGCAUCGACCACACCGGUCAGUACUGCGGCGAUUCAGAUCUACAGCUCGAGAGGAUCAAUGUCUACUACAACGAAGCCAGCGGAGGCAAGUACGUUCCUCGCGCCGUUCUCAUGGAUCUGGAGCCUGGAACCAUGGACUCUCUCAGAUCCGGGCCGUUCGGUCAGAUUUUCCGGCCGGAUAACUUCGUCUUUGGGCAGUCUGGCGCCGGGAAUAACUGGGCGAAAGGUCACUACACGGAGGGAGCUGAGCUGAUUGAUUCGGUGCUUGACGUUGUGAGGAAGGAGGCUGAGAACUGCGACUGUCUUCAAGGUUUUCAAGUUUGCCAUUCUUUGGGAGGAGGAACUGGCUCCGGCAUGGGAACACUUCUCAUUUCUAAGAUAAGGGAGGAAUAUCCAGAUCGUAUGAUGAUGACCUUCUCGGUUUUCCCUUCGCCUAAGGUCUCCGAUACCGUGGUUGAGCCAUACAAUGCUACACUCUCCGUUCACCAGCUUGUUGAGAAUGCUGACGAAUGUAUGGUUCUGGACAACGAAGCUCUCUACGAUAUCUGUUUCCGCACCUUGAAGCUCGCUAAUCCUACUUUUGGUGACCUUAACCACCUCAUCUCAGCUACCAUGAGUGGUGUCACAUGCUGUCUCCGUUUCCCUGGUCAACUAAACUCCGACCUUAGGAAACUCGCUGUGAACCUUAUCCCUUUCCCACGACUCCACUUCUUCAUGGUUGGUUUUGCACCAUUGACAUCAAGAGGAUCACAGCAAUACAGUGCCUUGAGCGUCCCUGAACUCACCCAGCAGAUGUGGGACUCCAAAAACAUGAUGUGCGCAGCUGAUCCUCGCCACGGCCGUUACUUGACAGCUUCCGCUGUGUUCCGUGGAAAGAUGAGUACUAAAGAGGUUGAUGAGCAGAUGAUGAACGUCCAGAACAAGAACUCGUCAUACUUCGUUGAAUGGAUUCCAAACAACGUGAAGUCAAGCGUCUGUGACAUUGCUCCCACUGGUUUGAAAAUGUCAUCCACUUUCAUCGGAAACUCGACUUCGAUCCAGGAGAUGUUCAGGCGUGUGAGUGAACAGUUCACUGCCAUGUUCAGGAGAAAAGCUUUCCUUCAUUGGUACACGGGAGAAGGAAUGGACGAGAUGGAGUUCACUGAAGCUGAGAGUAACAUGAACGAUCUUGUUGCAGAGUACCAACAAUAUCAGGAUGCUACAGUCGGUGAAGAGGAGUAUGAAGAGGAGGAAGAAGAAGAAGAAGCUUAA
Messenger RNA from Microthlaspi erraticum, 1335 nucleotides. NCBI's taxonomy places the organism in Eukaryota, Viridiplantae, Streptophyta, Magnoliopsida, Brassicales, Brassicaceae. The record is from the annotation of a GenBank genome assembly.